Molecule: messenger RNA, 4980 nt
Organism: Cyprinodon tularosa
Lineage: Eukaryota; Metazoa; Chordata; Actinopteri; Cyprinodontiformes; Cyprinodontidae
Product: kinesin-like protein KIF24
Exons: 15
Coding region: 208-4173 (1321 amino acids)
Biological process (GO): microtubule-based movement
Molecular function (GO): microtubule motor activity; ATP binding; microtubule binding
Source: RefSeq, a predicted model, not a curated record
GUUGUGUUUUCUAUAUUUAAAACAUUUGCAACUGUAGAGAAAUGUGUUACAGCUGCACCGGUGUCAGCCAUGGCUCCAUCCUGCACACGUGUCAGGUUUCAGCAUCGUGCUGCACCUCUUUGCUUUGCUUUCCAAUCAACAAGAUAUGCUGGUAGUAUUGCCACAGUGGAGUAAAGGAUUAAACGAGGAGAAAAGCCAAGGGAGGAAAUGACAGUUUGCCUUUACAAAUGUCUGACAGCUGCUGGGCUGCAGCGUUAUUAUGCAAGGUUCACCUUGAUGGGUGUUUACCAAGCAGCCCACCUUUCGGCUCUCAGGAUGGAGGACUACCCCCUCCUGGGAGUUUGCUCAAUGGAGGACAGAGCUCGCCUUUUCCAGCUCGUUCAACUAGUUAAAAGCCAUGAUCUAACGAGCCUUACAUAUGACAAUGUUGGGAUGUACAAUGAGUCCGAUUAUGAAGGAGGUGAUGAGAUGUUUCCUCUCAAUAAUUGUAGUUUAGGUCCAGAUGGGUAUGGAAACCGUGAUGGAGAUGGGAGACACAACAACGAUAAAAGUAGAGCUUUCCUGUGUAAUUCUAAUACUUCCUGUUACAGACCAUCAUGCAUUUGCAGAAGGCUGGAUUUCUCUACUGAAAACACAAAUCAGAGCUUGUGUUCCAACUUUGAAGAAACUAUUCAUGCCUUUACAGGUCAAAACAGGAGUGAUGAUCCAGUUCCUGAAAAGGCAUCAGCCACACCCAUUCAGCUCAGGCUUUGUAGCCGAAGUGCUUUGGUGUGUGACCUUGGACAAAGCAAAAACAGUACGCUAAAUGAGCGUAGCUGUUCAGGUGAUCAUCAUAAUGGAGAAAGCAUUAAGCAGCGCAUCACACAAGAAACCUCUGUGUUCAACUCUCACAUCAGAUCAGUACCAAAGAGUCAGACAUGCAACAAACCAUUUGCACAGAGAAAGAGAAAAACAAGCUCUUGGAAGAAAAACUGCCCUGUAUAUGUUACCAAGCCCAUACCUGUUUACGAAGCAAAAAGAACAGCUGACUACAACUAUGGACUGCCUCUGAGUUCUCAUCCAGCUGCUAAACAUGUGGAAGGACGACGGAUCAGUGUGUGUGUGAGGAAACGACCUUUGAUUAACGCAGAGUGCAGAAGAGGAGAAGCAGAUGUUGUGACCACUCCAAGUGCAGAAUGUGUGGUUGUGCACGAAAGCAAAGAAGCUGUCGAUCUCAGAGAGUAUAUACUACAGCAUAGGUUCCAUUUUGACCAGGUUUUUGGGGAGGGGAGCUCCAAUGAAGAGGUUUAUCAGAAAACGGCAUACCCUUUGGUUCAGCACAUGCUUAGUGGAGGCAAGGCCACCUGCUUUGCCUAUGGACAGACGGGUGCUGGAAAGACUCACACCAUGCUGGGUUCAUCCCCUGGAGGAAAUGGGUUAUAUGCUCUGGCAGUUCAGGACAUUUUCACUUAUCUGUCCUCGACAUGCGCAUCACUGCUGGUUUAUGUCAGCUUUUUUGAAAUCUAUUGCGGUCAUCUGUACGACCUGUUGGGACACAGGAAAAGGUUAUUUGCCAGGGAGGAUGGAAAGAAAGUGGUCCACAUUUUAGGUCUGCGGGAGGUCAGGGUGGAUUCAGUCAGCUCGCUGCUGGAGAUAAUUUCCCAAGGAUCAGCUGAACGAACUCAAGGGACAAGUGGUGUGAACCCACUUUCGUCUCGAUCUCAUGCCUUGCUUCAGAUUCAGCUCAGGGAUUUCAACCAGAAGAUAGCUGGACGAAUGUUUUUCGUGGACCUUGCAGGAAGUGAGAGGGCAUCAGAUGCCUGCGAACCAAACAAACUGAGCCGUAUGGAGGGAGCUGAGAUCAACCAAAGCCUCCUCGCUCUGAAAGAAUGCAUCCGUUCUCUUGACAAAGAGGAAUCUCACACCCCUUUCCGACAAAGCAAGCUCACCCAGGUACUAAAGGACUCAUUUGUCGGUGAUUCAAUGACAUGUAUGAUUGCCAACAUUUCACCAGGUCACUCAGCAACUGAGCACACGCUCAAUACUCUGAGAUAUGCAGAUCGUGUGAAGGAGUUGAGAGGACAAAGUGGGCUAAUGGGAAGAAGAAGAAUCAACAACAACGUAUCACAGUUUGACAAGAAGACCCCAUCUGGCAGCAUCAGGGACAGAAGAAAUGCUGGGACCUCUAAAAAUGCAAAGUCAGAAAAUAAGGUCAAGAAUUUUAGAACCAAAAUUUCCACAAGAGCACACCCAUGGGACGCAGUUUUGUGCUCAACACCAAAAAAAAAUCCCUAUGCAGAGGAGGCACUCCCGAGAGAUGGAAAAGACAUUGAAUUUCAACAUAUCAGUCCAGUUAGAGGGUGUUUGGCACAAAAUGAAGGACCAGAAGUCAGACAAGAUGGGAAGACUGAAAUUGACGUUCACAGUAACUGUGUUAGCGGGAAACAUACCAGAGCAGAGGGAAUGUUUGGACAACAAAACGGGAAAGGCGGGAUUUGGGAUGCUUUAACUGUUUCUAAAAGAGAAUCUGGAUUCUACCAAACAGAAAAGGAGGCUAUGAAAUGGAGGCAGAGAGAGGAACAAGAAUGGAUUGAAAUGAGAACACGGGCGGAACGUUCUAGAGACACAUGCAGGAUGGACAAAUUGUUACAUAAAGCUGGUGAUAAUGAUGAGAAAGUCAAGCAUUUAAGAGAGUAUCAUCAGCAGCUGCAGCAGUUCUCACCUUCACCAUCCUCUUCAUUAGUCCAUCCUCUUUCAUCAUCAACAUCGCCACGUUUUUCUACCUCCACUCAGGGACAUCCAUCUUCCUCCAUGCAUUCAUCUCACUUUUCACUCUUGACCCAUAAGUAUCCUUGUUUGGAAAAGACUUCAGAGGUACAAACUGAAACAUCUGCAAACAGCCAAGAGAAUAUCCCCAAGGGUGACAUAUGUGAAAGGCAGAGUAAGAUGGUUACUGACGCAGCAGGUAGGGCAACUAUAAGGAAGGAGGAUGAGAGGCUAGGUGGUAGGAAAGGAAAUACAAAAAAUACUGAGACACAUCUGCUGGGUAGCAAUGUUUCAGAUGACAGAAGAGAUGAGGAACUACAGAGACUUGAAACUAGAGGUAGUGUCUGGCGCCUCAAGCAGAAAGGAAUGUCUGACUACAGCAGAAAUCCUCUGUUUGACUCACCUCUCCUCCAAGCUAUUGCUGAGAGGCCCCUUUCCCCAAUUUGUGUAGAUACCAGAAAAAUGCAUGUUUUACCUCAAGUUGACACUCAUGGAGAUUCUGUAAGCCACAUUAUGGAUCCUCUCUGCGUGUCCCAACUUCAUGUAGACCAGCAGGCUUCUCUAGGCCCCUGUAUCCAAAGGGAUAAGAGCAGCACCUGCAUCUUUUCAACUAAAAAUGAGAGUGAGAUAUACAAUAGUCAGGAAACUAGAAAAGACUGUCCAUGCUAUGUAGAGAAGGAAGAGAAGAUGGUGAAUGAUUCAUAUGCAAAGUUUGAUUUGCCUCUUUUGGAGCUGCCGCACUCAAAGAACUUCAAAAUGGAUACAUCUUCUACAUUAAACACUUCAACUGGAGCUCUUCACCAUCCACAGAGAUACAUCAGUGGAAAAGGUAAAAACAACCCUUCUUUCCUUGAAGGCCAUGACAGCAGUGAGAAAAAGGAACCAACUGUGGAAAGGAAUACAGCUGCAUCCAUGAGGAAACCCUGGACUACUUCCUUUAUACAGAGCAUUGAAUGUUCUGACUCUCAUUUUUCAAACAGCGCAUUAGAAUAUGCUCAUGAAACGGUAUCAAAAUCUUUCUCAAACAUAUCUGAGCAACAAUUGGAGCCUCUCUCUGGGAACUUGAACUUAGCACAGUCAAAUUAUUGUAAUUGCUCAAAAUUUGUUGCUGAGACAAACAAUUCUGCUAAGCUUAGUGAUGGAGAAAAGGGCAACCAGCAAAUCACCAUGGAGAGAAUGCACCAUGCAAGGCUGUGUAUUAUUGAAGCCCACAUGGAGCAGCUGAAAGAGAUGAAGCAUCUAUGUCACAAAGAGGGAGAACUUCUGUGCCAGCAGCAUGAUUUGGUCUUUGUGGAAUUUGUCAACAAGCUGGUAGAGAUCCUGGACAGAAAGGCUCAUAGUGUAAACAACAUGAGAGCUCAGCUGAUGGCAUAUCUGAAGUCUAACCAUGACGCAACACAAGAGGAAGAUGAAAAUGCUGUUUUUUAAAUCAAACUUGUUUUUUAGAAAAAUAAAUUGAGGAGAAUUGUGGGUUAUAUUGAUGUCCCAUGAGAUAGCUGCAGCCUCAUGUCUUAUGGGACAUCAAUAUAACAAUCAGGAGGAAGCUGGGGUAUGUGCAGAAAACAUGGAGGUUCAACUAAACAUUGUGCAGUUAGAAGUGGCUUUUUUUUUUUUUUUUUUUACAAAACAAAAGUGAUUGGACAGAAAUCAGACACAGAGAGUUAGGCCACUUACUAAUACAGCAUGUCUAGGAAUAAUUAAAUUGAAAGCUACAAGCCAGGAUUCCCAGUUUAACAUCAAUGUGUAACCUUGCUAAUGGACUUAUAGAAGAAAAUUCAAAGUUUUCUAUUUACACAUUUACACACUUAAACCUUCUGGACAGCCUCCCCAAAAGAGUUAAAUCUGUUAUAACUCUAUAAAGUGGGCUGACAUUACAUUAAACCCUGUGGAUAAAGGAAGUUCCUCAAGUCUAAAUCAGUCUGAAGGUGGUCAAUAGCUUUACUAAUUUGUUUUGAAAAUGUUUUACACUCUUGUUUUAUUUUAUCCUGCAGCACUAUACAUCACAUGUCUUGCUGCAACUUAUGAUUAUUUUAAUGAACAGUUGAUCAUUCUGAAACAUUUUUUAAAGAUACAAUGCUGAUGUUAUCUCUCACAUUUUAAUCAUACUCUGAGUUUGCCCAGAAUAGUCCUCCCCAAAAAGUUGUAAACAGUGAUGGUUAUGUCUGACCAGUUUGCUGGUCAAUCAAGUACUGUGAUGUGAUGGUGAUUAAAGCAGCUAUUGGCUUUUUCCCACAA